GGUGUGUUCUUAUAACAGUCAAGAUGCUUCUCUCUCUUCUUUCUCUAUUGUUGCUAUUGUUAAAUGGUACAGUACAGUCUAAUGAUUGUAGUACUGAAGGAUUUAUGGAACUAAGUUUACUGGAGGCUAAAACUGGCAGUACUAACAACAAUGGACAAACUACUGCAGGACUAGCAGAAUCAGUAGAAACAAGAUGGAUCAUCACUGAAGAAGAUAAGUGGUUCCAUUGUAGUAAAAAAAAUAGUAAACUGACUGAAGUAUUAGUUGGAGUUGACAUUAGAACUGUAACUGGUAAUAGGAACCAAUAUCCUAGAAUAGAGAUAUGGAGAGAAAAAGAAGGUGAUUAUAAAGACCCAGUAUGUGUUGAACUUAGACUAUCUCCACACAAUUUCACUACCAAUGGACUGUAUCAUUAUACACUACCUACUCCUUUAACUAUUAAGAAAAAGAAUAAGGAUUAUACACUAGGAGUAUAUCAACCUCCUGAUGACAGAAGUGUUGUUAGAUUUUAUAAAGUAACUGGUACUGGUCAAAUUGGAAGAAUAGAUGAUGAUGAUAUUGAUAAUAAUGAUGAAAUAGAAGAAGAUGACAUAUUAUCUGUGCCUUCAAGUAUGCUACUAAUACGUCCAACUAAGCUAAGUAGCAGUUGCAGUUAUCCUCCAAUUGACAGUUCAUUUAAUACAAACAGUCUAUCAGUUACUAAUGUAAUACCAGUCAGUGAUACAAGAGCUUUUCCUGAUAUACAGUUCACAUGUAAUG
Amphimedon queenslandica is the source of this 759-nucleotide messenger RNA. RefSeq lists its product as uncharacterized. NCBI's taxonomy places the organism in Eukaryota, Metazoa, Porifera, Demospongiae, Haplosclerida, Niphatidae. The annotation marks the transcript as partial. The transcript is spliced from 2 exons. The record is from RefSeq and is a predicted model, not a curated record.